AUGAAUUUCCUUAAUAAAUCAGAUGUCAACCUAACCAAGUUUUCAAUGACCAUCACCAAUCAUUUGUUCGCCAAACAAGAAUAUCAAGAAAAGAACAUUGUGAUUUCGCCAUUGUUACUUCACACGGUACUCAGUAUCAUUGCUGCUGGUUCAGAUGGUCCUACAAAACAUCAGCUUCUCUCCUUCCUCGGAACAAAAUCCAUCGCCCAUCUCAAUUCGUUCUCCUCUCAUAUUGUGUCCCAUGUGCUCUCCGACGCUUCUUCUGAUGGCGGUCCACGGUUGUCUUUUCUCAUAGCUGGUUUGGUUGAUAAAUCCCUUUCUUUUGACACUUCCUUCCAAGAAAUUGUUGCUGCUGAUUACUGGGCCACUCUCGCUUCACUUGAUUUUAUAAAUAAGGCUAAUGAAGCAACCGAAAGAGUGAAUUUGUGGGCCGAACGAAGGUCAAACGGACUAAUUCGAGAUCUUCUUCCACUUGGGUCAAUUAAUGGCUCAACCAAACUCGUAUUUGCUAAUGCACUAUAUUUUAAAGGAGCAUGGGAUCAACAGUUUGAUGCUUCAAAAACAAAAUACUAUAAUUUUCACCCUCUAAAUGAUAUUUCAGUCGAGGUUCCCUUCAUGACCAGCAACAAGAAGCAGUUUAUUAGAGCUUUCAAUGGUUUUAAAGUUCUUGGUCUUCCUUAUAAGCAAGGUGAAGAAGAUAUGCGUGAAUUUUCUAUGUACAUUUUUCUUCCGGAUGCCGAGGAUGGAUUGCAAGCUUUAGUUGAGAAGAUUGCUUCUAAACCUGAGUUAUUACAGUGUAUGCUCCCUUUUCAAAAAGUGGAAGUAGGUGACUUCAGGAUUCCAAAAUUUAAUAUUUCAUUUGGACUUGAAACUUCUCGUGUGCUAAAAGAGCUAGGAGUAGUCUUACCUUUCUCUCAUGGAGGUACAAAAAUAGUGGAAUCUCCGGUAGGUCAAGACCAUUAUGUUAAAAAAAUAUUUCACAAGUCAUUCAUUAAUGUAAAUGAAGAAGGCACCGAAGAGUCUGCAGCCAGUGUUGCAACUAUACUAUUCAAGUGUUCUAGUCCCCGUCGAUUAGACUUUGUAGCUGACCACCCUUUCUUCUUUCUAAUUCGAGAAGAUUCGACCGGAACCAUUCUCUUGGUUGGGCAGGUGGUCAAUCCUCUUAUUGGGUGAUCUUAACUUCUCAUUCGUCAAUCCAUUGGGUCACCUAUAUAUACAUAAUGAGGGGACUUCAUAGUUAAUAGGAAUAGAUUUUUUAUAAGAUAGUUUACUAUUUUUUAGAUGAUCAAAAUGGGGUCGAAUAGAGAUUAACAUUGUGUUAGUGGUUGGUUUUCUUUUGAGA
Trifolium pratense (red clover) is the source of this 1342-nucleotide messenger RNA. RefSeq names its product serpin-ZX-like. The transcript has 2 exons. The record is from RefSeq and is a predicted model, not a curated record. Bases 1 to 1173 code for a protein of 390 amino acids. NCBI's taxonomy places the organism in Eukaryota, Viridiplantae, Streptophyta, Magnoliopsida, Fabales, Fabaceae. Gene Ontology annotation, molecular function: serine-type endopeptidase inhibitor activity.